CCUUCAGAAGACACUGUGAAAUGCCACAUUAUAAUUCUGGUUUAUGUUUCAUUUUUUUGGUGUUCUCCUGAUUCAAUUUCCAUACUGUGGAGCUUCAUAUGCCACACUUAGUAUUUUUUUGUUGGGUUCAUAGGUUGGAUGGAAAAGUAGCGAUGAUAACUGGUGGUGCUGGUGGCAUUGGAUCCAUGACAGCAAAGCUAUUCUGUCAAAAUGGUGCCAGAGUACUCAUAGCCGACACCAGAGUUGAUCAAAGCCUAUCCAUCUGCAAAGAUUUAGGCCCUGAAAAUGCCCACUUUGUUCGCUGCGAUGUCACAAACGAAUCAGAUGUCCAGAAUGCCGUCCAGACAGCUGUCUCUGCACACGGAAAGCUUGACAUAAUGGUCAACAAUGCCGGAAUCAUGGGAACAGCCAAUGCACCAGACAUUCUCGAUGGUGAUGCAUCCGAUUUCGCCAAUGUCUUCCGUGUCAAUGUUGUGGGCGCAUUUCUGGGAACCAAACACGCGGCUCGUGUGAUGGGACCCGCCCGAAGCGGGAGCAUAAUAAACAUGGCUAGCAUCUGCAGUAUCAUCGGCGGGGUGGGCCUGCACGCAUAUACCUGCUCAAAACACGCUGUUCUUGGCCUGACUAGGAACACUGCUAUUGACUUGGGACGAUAUGGGAUCCGAGUGAAUUGUGUUUCCCCUUAUGCAGUCCCGACAAACAUGUCCAGGGCAUAUUUGGGUUUUGCAGAGGAUGAGAGGUUCGAGGUUCAUUCGAACCUUAAAGGUGUUGGCUUGAUGGCGGAGGAUGUCGCAGAGGCUGUUGUUUAUCUAGCAAGUGAUGCGUCUAAGUAUGUGAGCGGCCAUAAUCUUGUUUUGGAUGGAGGCUUUACUGCUUCUAAUUUAGCUUUGAAUAUCUUCUUAUGUGCCACUUCUUAAACUUUGAUCCACCUAUUUCUAGGGCCGGAAAUCUACAAAGCUGCUCUUGAAUUGGCUCGUUUAUUGAUAUUAAUGACUCUUAAACGAGGUUCAAUUUCAGCUAUAUCAAUUCCUUAAUUUUAAAUAACACCCAAUUGAAUAUGGAAUAAAUAAAUUGAAGAAGUUUAAAGACUAUUGCAUCACCCGUGUGAUGCACGGAAAUAAAAUAGUUAUCAUAAU
Messenger RNA from Cuscuta campestris, 1136 nucleotides. Lineage: Eukaryota; Viridiplantae; Streptophyta; Magnoliopsida; Solanales; Convolvulaceae. The record is from the annotation of a GenBank genome assembly.